AUGACUGACAAGUUCGCCGAUAAAUCUGUGCAAACACACACACGUACGGAUUUGUACGGCGCGGCCGUCGAGAGACGCGAGCGCCGCGCCGCACCCCAGCCGCGCCGUACAAAUCCGUACUACCUCGUUGAAGCAAUCUCCGCCCUGACGCUGCACCACAGCCAUUCGCGUGUUGUCCCGCUUUCUUCUGACAAAACCACACCCUCAAGCUUGGACACACCAUCAUAUCAUCAUAAUCAUAGCACAUCAUACGACAAAUCUGCCUCGGACUCACAGUUAAAUGAGUUGUCUGAAAGCACGGAGUCAACGUUCGUUUCUCAAAGGUUUAAAAGGGCGCGAGAGGAUGAAACGGCAACGGAAUUAGAUAAUUUUAAAGAAGAAAUUAAAGCGUUGUUAUCCUCUUUUAUGGCAACACAAAAGACGGAACUUGAAAAGAUUACCUGUAGCAUAAAAGAGAUUCAACAAUCCAAUCAUAAUAUCGACAACUCUAUUGCUAUCCUUACCAGCCAAAACGAAGAAUUCAGAAGUAAAAUAGAAACAAUGGAAUUACAGAUUAAAAAAGACAGAGAAUACAUUACUUUAUUGGAAGAAAAGGUGGAAGAUAUGCAAAGAGAUAGUAGAAAAUCUAAUAUUGAAUUAAAAAAUGUACCAGCUACAGAAAAAGAGUCAAAGGAGGAGCUAUUGACCAUGAUAUUACACUUAUCCAAACAUAUUGAUUGUAAAGUCGAGAAAUCAGACAUAAGAGAUAUUUAUAGAGUACGUACAAGAACAAGAAAUGGUGAAUUGGUAAAAAAUCCUCCGAUUAUAAUGGAACUCGGCUCUAGUAUAUUGAAACGUGACAUAUUGGGAAAGACAAAGUUAUUCAAUACCAAGAACAAACAGAAAUUGCAUGCUAAACACUUGGGAUUCACGACCAAUGAAGAUACUCCAGUCUUUGUUACGGAACAACUAACCCCCAAAGGCGCUAGACUUUUCUUUCUAGCAAGAGAUCUUUCGAAAUCAAAAUCUUACAAAGUUUUGCUGGACGUCCUUUGGUCGGAAUUGUGUAAGAAAGGAGAAAAAAUGUCCUAUAAUAGGAAUAAAAAAUGA
Messenger RNA from Chilo suppressalis (striped riceborer), 1089 nucleotides. The record is from the annotation of a GenBank genome assembly. Lineage: Eukaryota; Metazoa; Arthropoda; Insecta; Lepidoptera; Crambidae.